This is a messenger RNA of Sipha flava (yellow sugarcane aphid), 808 nucleotides long. RefSeq lists its product as uncharacterized. The coding region runs from base 195 to 698 and encodes 167 amino acids. The transcript is spliced from 3 exons. Gene Ontology annotation, biological process: negative regulation of smoothened signaling pathway. Lineage: Eukaryota; Metazoa; Arthropoda; Insecta; Hemiptera; Aphididae. Gene Ontology annotation, cellular component: Golgi apparatus; ciliary membrane. The record is from RefSeq and is a predicted model, not a curated record.
UUUUUGUUCCGUUUUGUAAUAUAGUGAAUUAUUAUUUAUUAGUGAAUGGUGUCCUAUAAUUUUUUUGUUUUAGUUGCUGUUGACAGUCUUUAAUUCAAGAUUAAAUUAUUAUCAUUUUAUUCAAUAAAACUUUACUUAUUGGUGUCAUGUCUUGAAUUAUAAUCCUAUAGUUUUUCAUGGGCUGAAGUUUUAUUAUGGAUAAACUAACCGUAAUAUCAGGAACAUUAUUCUUGUUGGCAGAUGUGUUUGCUAUCAUCAGCUUAGCUAUGCCAGAUUGGAUUAUAACAGAUGUAGGAGGCGACACAAGAUUAGGUUUGAUGUGGACAUGUAUGACUCUCUACAAUAGACCACAAGUAUGCUUCACUCCUGAUCUAAGACUUGAAUGGUUGUUAGCUUUGGUCAGUAUUUUCAUUGGUUGCAUAUGUAUUACUACCACCAUCAUUUUGCUGGCUUCAUCACAUUGGGAUCGUAAUGUUAUACCAUAUGCCCGUUGGGUAGGAUUUACAGCCAUGGUACUGUUUUGUUUUGCUGCUGUUGUAUUUCCAAUGGGUUUUCACAUACCAGAAAUCGGUGGUCAACCUUAUCAACUUCCAAACAGUCAUCAAGUUGGCAUUUCAUAUAUUUUGUUUGUAUUAUCGCUCUGGGUAACUGUAAUAUCAGAGUUAUUUGCUGGCAAAGUAUGUUUACCCCAUUUUUGAAGAUAUUUGUACAAUGAAUGGCUGUUAUUGAACAAUCUAUAUGAUCUCAAAUUUGACAGAAAAAUAAAUAAGUUCUGUUAAAAAAAAAUAUAUAUAUUUUACAGAUUUGA